CUGGCGUUUGGAAAGCAACUGUCAAAUGUCAAUUUCCAACUUGAGGAACUUUUAGGCAGUCAUAAAUAUUUUUAAAAAGUAAAUAUUAUUGUGCCAAGAGAUUUUUGUCAGUUUAUCAAACUUUUAAAAUGUCGUCGCCAGCCCCGAAGUCACCGGAACAAAGUGAGAAAAGCAAGAAAUACGACCGGCAGUUGAGACUGUGGGGUGAUCAUGGCCAAAAAGUUCUUGAAAAUGCGAAAAUUUGUCUAAUAAAUGCAACCGCUUUGGGUACAGAAAUUUUGAAAAGCUUGGCCUUGCCAGGCAUUGGUUCUUUUACUAUUGUGGAUGGAGAAAAAAUUACAGAUGAAGAUAUUGGCACAAAUUUUUUCAUUGAAAGUGACUCUAUUGGUGCAUCUAGAGCCCAAGUGACAACACAAAAUUUGUUGGAACUAAAUCCAGAUGUACGAGGUGAUUACAUCGAUGAAACUGUAGAUCACGUUUUAGCUCAUAGCCAGGACUUUUUUGAUACAUUUUCUGUAGUAAUAGCGACGUCUUUGCCAGAAAAAGUUUUGAUGCCACUGUCAAGACAUUUGUGGGAGAAAAAUGUACCUUUGAUAGUAUGUCGCAGUGUGGGAUUUUUAGGCUACAUACGAUGUCAAAUUAAAGAACACACAAUAAUUGAAGCACACCCUGACAAUGAAAAUGCGGAUUUGCGAUUAGAUAAUCCUUGGCCAGCACUACAAGAACAUUUAGAAAAAUUUGAUAUACCAAAAUUAGACAACAAAGAACGCAGUCAUGUUCCAGCAGUCAUAAUUCUGUAUUACUACUUAAACCAAUUUAAAGCUGAACAUGGUCAUUUACCAAAAACUCGAGCAGAAAAGGAAGAAAUAAAAAGAAAAAUCAUAGAAAGUCCACAUCCAGAUGAACAUGGAAUAAAACAUCUAGAAGAAAACUUUAAAGAAGCAAUUCGCUACAUAAACACUUGUGUCAAUCCUGUGAAAAUACCAUCCAACGUUCAGGCAAUUCUCAAUGAUGAUAGUUGCAUUAAUCUACAUCAAACUAGUUCUUCAUUUUGGGUGUUGUGUGCUGCACUUAAAGAAUUUGUUGAAUCUGAAAAUUCCCUUCCUCUUAAGGGCAGCUUACCAGACAUGGCUGCAGAUACAAAUAGUUAUGUAGCUCUACAACAACUUUAUCAAAAACAGGCCCAAAACCAAAGUGAAAUAAUUUACAGGAGAGCUUUAGAAAUUGCAAGAACAUUGGGUUUGUCUCAGGAAUCAAUUACCGAAACUGAAGCUAAAUUGUUCUGUAAAUAUGCAAGUCAACUGAAUGUAAUUCGUGGUAGUUGCAUUGCAGACGAAUAUCAAAAAACUGGUUUAGAUUUUACGUCAUACCUUGAAGACCCUGAUAGUUUGCUGUUUCACUAUAUUACACUCCGUGGCCUGGAACGUUUCAUUAGUGAAUUUAACAGCUAUCCUGGUCAACUGGAUGACCACGUAGAGCCUGAUUUGCUGAAACUAAAAAGUAUUAUUGGAAAAUUAUUAGCAGAAUGGGGUUGUUCACAAAUAAUUCGAGAUGAAAGAGUUCAUGAAGUCUGCAGAUACGGUGGCGCAGAAUUGCAUUCAAUCUCUGCAAUUUUAGGUGGGUGUGCAGCACAAGAAGCUAUUAAACUGAUUACGUCGCAGUAUAAGCCUUUAAAUAACACAUUUAUUUAUGAUGGUAUCACAUCUACCUCUGCUUCUUUUACGCUUUAGUUAAUUACAAAGUUGUUUUGUUAAUUAGAUAAGAAUAAAUUUUUUGAACUUU
Molecule: messenger RNA, 1782 nt
Organism: Zophobas morio
Lineage: Eukaryota; Metazoa; Arthropoda; Insecta; Coleoptera; Tenebrionidae
Gene: APP-BP1
Product: beta-Amyloid precursor protein binding protein 1
Exons: 5
Coding region: 129-1730 (533 amino acids)
Biological process (GO): protein neddylation
Cellular component (GO): cytoplasm
Molecular function (GO): NEDD8 activating enzyme activity
Source: RefSeq, a predicted model, not a curated record